Messenger RNA from Xyrichtys novacula (pearly razorfish), 4323 nucleotides. The record is from the annotation of a GenBank genome assembly. Lineage: Eukaryota; Metazoa; Chordata; Actinopteri; Labriformes; Labridae.
GUUUGCGCCACAGUCACGGAGCAAAAAAAUAUUUUUUUUAAACGCCCGACAGGAAGUCCCGUUUCUUUCCCGCCCCCACCCCAAUCACUACGGUCCGCCUGUCUUUAUCAGCCGCUGUCCAAGCAGGCAGCACAGUGGUGUCUCUGCUCCAACUCUCCGCAGAAUCCGUGGGUAAGUAGCUGCAGCGGCCCGGCACGGGAACUCUGUCUACGGCUGAGACGAUGGCCAGGACUAGUUUCUGCGACUCCAAGCCCCUGCUGGACUUACAUAAGAAGGUGAACACCAGCUCAAAGAAAAGUCUAGAAAUAAAAAGUUCUUGGUUUUGCCUAGUUUGGUUUCAGAAGAAUUGCUUUCAGCUGGUUUGGUCACAGGUGUCAGGGAGUCCUUGAUUAGACGGCCUGGGUGAUUCCGGUGAUAUGAUGGGUGAACAGAGUAAAAACUGCUGCCAAGAAUCCCCCUUACAUAGUUUUUGUCUCUUUUUCUGAUACGAAUAUGGCAUAUAUUUUUAUAUUUUCUUGAUCACACCGAGGUAAAUGGCGGAUGAGAGACGAGGCCCUUUAAGAAGUUUGGCCAGUGUCUAUGGGCUGGUAGAUCGUUGGCAGCCUGUAGAUGUAGGUCCACAAGAAACCAAGAUAACUUCAUCCAAAAUGAAGACAGAUCUAAGCUCUUGGUGGUAGAUGGUAGAUGGAAAAUAUUUUUUUUCUUGAGAACAAUGAAAAAAAAUCAAACCCACCUAUCACCCUACUCUAUGUAUUCCAAAUAAAGGCCUAUAUUCUUUUCUCCAGAACUAGGGUAACUAUUUCUCUAACAGGUCUGCCUAGUUUUGUUUCAGAAGAAUUGCUUUCAGCUGGUCUGGUCACAGGUGUCCGGCAGUCCCUGACUAGAUGACUGGGGCCCGGUGAUAUAUGAUGGGUGAACUAUUGUCUGAGCUCUAACUUUGUGGAAUUCCCAUUAGAGUAGAAACUGCUGCCAAGAAGCCCCCCUGAUACGAAUAAUGUGGCAUGUAUUUUGUAUGUUUCCUUAGUCAUACCGAGGUAAAUGUCUUUGUCACACAGGCGGAUGAGAGAAGAGCCCCUUUUAGAAGUUUGGCCAAUGUCUACGGGCCGGUAGAUCGUUGGCAGCCCGUAGAUGUAGGCCUACAAGAAACCAGGAUAACUUCAGUCAAAAUGGAGACAGAUCACAGAUGGGUAUGCUCCCUGUCCUGCUUGUUUUUCUCUUUUUUUAAAAGUCUCCAAAAUCUUUCUCUUUGUUCAUGACUUGUUGGUUAGAAAAACAGCAUCUAGGCCAUGUCUUCUGUCUUCUCAACUCUUAUGUUGGUAACUUUGCUGUAUUCUGUGUAGGCUAAAUUUGGCACACUGAUUACCUUCUGCAUCAGUCCCACAUACUGUAACGUGUAAUGCAUUAUCUAUUUGAAGGAAAGGAGGUUAUCCGCGCAAAAAAAUGAAGGCAUCCUACUGGGGAUCCAUGAAGACAGUCGAACACGUUCAGCUGGUAGUUAUGGCCUUCAAACUUGGUAACAUAAAGCACUUAAUAUAGGAGUGUGUGUGGUAGUGGUGGUGCUUGUGGGUGAUUUCAAACAACAUACCAAUUUACCAUCUAAUCCGACAUUGAUUAAACUCUGAACAAUGCUCUGUCUGUCUUGUCCUGAUUUCCUUCGGCCAUCAUGAACAGCAGCAGGCUGUGUGGAGGAGCCCGUGCUUCUUCACCCUUUUAGUCUGCAGGGCCUUCACAGCCUGCAGGCUCUGGUACCCGGCCUGCUGCGCCAUGAAGUAGAGUUGGCAUUGGAGAAGCUGGACCUCAUAUGGGACCGAACAUAUGCCUGGGAUAUAUUCUUGGAAAUGAUGGUAAGAUAUUGUUUACUGGAGUCACCAGACUGCUCCAUGAGUUAUUGAACAUUAUUCUCAUAAUAUACGGUUGGCUUUAUACCGUGGUAGAUCACUCACUGACUAUAGCUCUUUGUAUAAUAAUUGGACACCCCUUGUGUUGUUUUGUCUAUUUACAGAGGACUCAGACUCAAAACUCUUUUCCUAAUGCUGACCUGCCCCGGCAUUUUACUGAUGCCACUCGUGCCAUACUAGUAGACUGGCUCAUUCAAGUCCAUGUAAGUGUCUGUGGAUGAAGAGUAUAAAGAGCAUAAAAAGAGGGUGUAUAUUUUGCAGAGGUACAGAUAGUGUGAGCCUGUGGCUUUCUAUCUAGUUUCCAAGUAAAAUGCUGAAAAAUUGAUCAAAAUCGCAAACACGUUACCCUAACAGUCUUUGUUUUGUAGCUGGUUGUAAAGGGAUUGGAACUAAAACUGGUGCCUCUAUGUGACCUGCUAACAGAUGUAUGAGACCAUCAGCAACAACGUUGACUAUUUUGUUGGUUAAUUUUUAACGCUUGCUACUGCUGUCAAAGGGUCGGUUUCAGACAAAGCAACGUACAGCACUAAAACUAGAUAUGACUUUGUCUACAUUUUCCACGGAAGAAGAUUCACUGCUCAGAAAUUUGACUGUCAGAAGGCAAGAAGGAUAUUCUUGGUCAAGCUCAGCAAAGGUGUAAGGUGUUCCCCAUUGUUCAGGGUGACCACUAAGAAGUUGCUCUAAGAGGUUAUAACAAAAGAGCACAUCUAAAGCUCAGAAUUAAAACUGAAUAGUUCAUUUUUGUGUUUUAUAGGUUGUGGUUGUAUACAGGGUUGGGUGCCAUCCAUGUUCUUGUGCCCUUUUUAUUUCAGACAGGGCAUCUCCAAACCCUAUUUUAUAACUAACUAAAGCAAACUUGCUGCAAGCUGUGUCUCAAUCUUCUGAUGUUCUGCUCUCCCAAACACUAUUUAAAAUACUGAUUUUUAUGAUAUUUUUCUGUUUCCAAUUUACACAUACCCUGUUUAAUCUCAAUCAGGAGUUGAUGAGUUUUCAAGAAGAGACCCUUUACCUGACUAUUCACCUUCUUAACCGCUCCCUGCAUCAUAUUAAAGUGGCCACAGCCAACCUACAGCUCCUGGGCAUGGUUUGCCUCUUUAUUGCAGCAAAAAAGGAGGAAUGCCUUCUCCCUGAGGUACAGACUCACUGUAGCUUUAUACAUGAUAUAUUGAAGUCACUUGAUUGGAUGUGUUCUCCACGGAUAGAAACGCAAAGCACAUUAAUAGCACAUUGCAUGUCAAUUUUGAUCUGAUAAGAGCCGAUAUAAAUUGAUUUUACUUUGAAUGUUUUUACCAAUUCAUUACGAUGAAUUCCCGUUUCCCAAUUGUCAUUAUUCCACAUGCUUUGCAGGUGUCUGCUCUGUGCUACUUGAUGGACCACACCUACACUAAGCAUCAGCUGCUGCGAAUGGAGCGUAAAGUCCUCUGCGGACUGGAGUUUAAUUUAACCCACUGUUCUCCGCUGCAUUUCCUCAUCCUGCUUGCCUCUAUUGCUCGCUGCAGUGCUAAGGUCUUGAACAUACAGUGUGUUUUGGUUCUGAGUUUUAAAAUCAAUGUGGUUAUUUUCCAGUUUCUUUCAACCUGAAGUCUCACCUUUUGCUAUCAGGUGGUGUGGAUGGCACGUUAUCUACUGGAGUUGUCUCUGCUUGAAGGCGAGUGCGUGGCGUUUCUUCCCGUGCAGCUGGCAGGAGCAGCCCUCUGCUUGUCCCGCCGACUUUUGAAGGAGCCCCCGACGCCCGAAGGGGAAGCGGCCUGGUGUUUGGCCUCCAGCAUCAAUGUUGGCAGGUGUGUAUGCUGGCCCUUUUCCACACCAGAAUACAUUUACUAAGUGGUCCUAGCAUUUGAGUUGCUACUUUGGAUGUCUACAUUUAUUCUGUUGUGUAAUUGAUAUUUGUUUGUACUUUUUAGUGAAACUGCUCUGCUGAGGAUCAUGCACAUUUUGGCCACUGCUGCGGCCAAGGCUCAUAGUCGAGAAACCUGUGCUACUUUUCUGAAAUUCUCCUCUCCAGAGACCAUGAAUGUUAGCAGGCACCCAGAGUUAAGUAAUGCCCCCAGUCUGCUAGGCAUAUGCACAUGAUAUUGUUAACUUCCAUGAACUUAUUUAUACCACAGCUUCAAGGGAGAAACACUGAACCUUUACACUCUUAGUGUGCUCCAGGACUGUAUAUGAUGAGCUAAAGAUCCUAAGGAAUUAUCAUUGAAAUGAUUGAGGAACUGAUGAAUUAAAUGCCAAAUACAGAUAAUUUUGCACAAGUUAUGCAUCUAUGUGAUUGACUUUAAAGCAAACAAUGUUUUAUGCUCUUAUCAUGCAGCUGAUUUUGAAAAUAUUUGAAUUGUGUUGAUGUCCUUGUCUUGUCAGUUUUUGAAGAGGAUGUGGGCUGUCAAGUUCUUUCUGUAUUUUAAUGUAAAAUAAAGUGUCUGCUGCAACA